Messenger RNA from Archocentrus centrarchus (flier cichlid), 2937 nucleotides. RefSeq names its product solute carrier family 22 member 16 (gene slc22a16). Gene Ontology annotation, biological process: transmembrane transport. The coding region runs from base 79 to 1812 and encodes 577 amino acids. The transcript has 8 exons. Gene Ontology annotation, molecular function: transmembrane transporter activity. NCBI's taxonomy places the organism in Eukaryota, Metazoa, Chordata, Actinopteri, Cichliformes, Cichlidae. The record is from RefSeq and is a predicted model, not a curated record. Gene Ontology annotation, cellular component: membrane.
UGCUGAUCCGCUCAGGAUCUGCUGCCCACCGCGGAGAGACGCACCAGGAACCUCAGCGCGCAAACACUUCGGUAGAAAAUGACUGUAGAGAAAAUCUUCGACGAGCUCGGACAUUUCAAGAGAUUUCAGGCAUGUCUGUACUUUGCAGCAGUUUUCCAGGCCAUAGCUUGUGGAAUCCACUAUCUGGCCUCUGUUUUCCUGGUGGAGACUCCAAAUUUUGUGUCUAGUGUGUCCGACAACAUCACAGAUAUUCUGUAUGGUAACGUGACAGGAACUAGCCUGGAAGAAAUCCUGCCGAUCUUCAAGUUAGGUAGUGGACCCUUGGUGGUGAAGACAGCAGAAGGAGAACAGUGGGAGCUAAGCCGGUGCCGCUGCACUCUGCGCAUCGACCCUACAGACUUUACGUAUGACUAUGAUGGCAACAAAACAGUGAAAGAAUGUAAGGGGAACUUUGUUUAUGAUCAUACUGAAGUUUACCAAAACAUUGUGACCGACUGGGACUUGGUAUGUGAUAAAGAGUGGCUGGCCAAGUUGUGCCAGCCCACAUUCAUGCUCGGGGUGCUGAUUGGAGCGCUGGUGUUUGGGGACAUGGCUGACAGAGUUGGUCGUGUGAAGAUCCUGAUGUUCACCAGCGUCUGUCAGUUUGGGCUUGGGGUAGCUGUAGCAUUCUCUGGAAACUACUACUUUUUUGUGGUGCUCCGCUUUCUCCUUGCUAUGGUGUCUAGUGGCUAUCUCGUGGUGGUGUUUGUCUAUGUGACAGAGUUUACUGGCAUCAAGGUACGCACGUGGACAUCUAUGCACGUGCAUGCAGCCUUUGCAGUCGGCGUCACGGUGGUGGCUCUGACUGGUUACCUGGUGCGGGUCUGGUGGAUCUACCAGAUAGUCCUUUCCAUAUGCACCUCUCCGUUCCUGCUCUUUUGUUGGAAGUUUCCUGAGACACCCUUUUACUUGAUGGCCAAGGGCCACUAUGAGGAAACUCAGAAACUGCUAAAUGUGAUAGCCCGUGUCAAUGGCCUUGAAUGCAGGCUAAAGGCUGAGGAUCUCCUGGAGCCAGAAAGGAAAGAAUAUGGCAGAGGUCUGCUGAAAGAAGACACAGAGGAUCAUUCAUCAAAGCCUGAGAAAAACCUGUCCAUCCUGGACCUGUUUGGCAGCUGGAGAAUGGCAGGUCGUACAUGCACAGUGUGGGCCAUCUGGUUCAUCGGCAGCCUUGGUUACUACGUCUUUUCUUUGGGUUCAGUCAACCUGGGAGGAAAUCAGUACGUUAACCUCUUCCUUGCUGGUGCAGUGGAGUUCCCUUCUUAUCUGGUUGGCUGUUUUGCAAUGGACCGGAUUGGAAGGAAGAAGACGUGUGCUCCAGCUCUGCUCCUGGCUGCUUUUGCCUGUUUGCUCAUCAUUGUGGUACCUGCUGACAUAGAGAUCCUGGCUAUUGCUCUCAGUAUGAUAGGAAAGUUUGGUAUUGCGAUUGCCUUUGGGCUUAUCUACCUCUACACAUGCGAGCUUUACCCAACUAUCAUCAGGUCUUUGGCAGUAGGCAGUGGUAGUAUGAUGUGCCGUGUUGGCAGCGUGGUGGCCCCCUUCUGUGUGUACCUGGCUGACAUCUGGAUCUACCUACCUCAGCUCAUUGUGGGAAUCCUGGCAUUGAUUUUUGGAGUACUCACACUGUUUCUGCCUGAGACCCUUGGCAAACCUCUGACAACCACCUUGGAAGAAGCCGAAUCUCUGGGACUUAAGCCCAGCAAGAAGAACGCAGCCUUGGGCAGUAAAGAUGCUGAUGACAGGCUGGAGCUGAACCAACAUGGAGCAAAGGCCUGAGCUGUACAGUACAGGAAUAAGAGAUGUGGACAAACAAAAAGAAAGAUGGAAGAGGUACUGUAGGAGGUAACAACAGUCAAAUACCUGGAAACAAUAACAGCAUAAAUUUAUAGGAUGGUUGAAAAAACAAGAAAAGAGAAGAUUUCAAGAACUCUUGAAAUGGCUGGGUGUUGUUUUUGUUGACAGUUUGUUCUGCAGUGUGACCAACAGUUCGAUAUUUUAGGAGUCCUGAGAACUUUCCUACACUCUUCUAUAUCACAGUGAUGUAACCAUCACAGAGCGAUGAAACUCAUGUGCCAUCUGUGUGAUAUUUUGUGAAUGCAUACUUUCUGUUUCAGUCUUUUUUUUUUUUGUAGUUUGGACCAUCAUUUCUAUUAGUUAUGUACAUUUUUUUUCUUAACAAACUUUGCAAUGAACCUGGGACACAGCCACAAAAAAAAAAGGUCAGACAAUGAAAUUCAAUUCAAAAUCAUUUUUAAAAUUACAGGCAGAACAAAAGCAGAUCUUCAUGUCAGGUCAUUAGCAGUGUUUCAGGAAUGAGCCCCCCUGUACUUACCACAGUGUAAAUAUUACAUGCAGGACCGAUGACCAGGACUCUCCUAAACCUUGUGGAAAGCCUUUCCAGAAGAGUUGAAGUUGUUAUAGCUGCAAAUGGUGGGCCGACAUCAUAUUAAACCCUAUGGAUUAAGAAUGGGAUGUCACUCAAGUUCAUAUGUGUGUCAAGGCAGACGAGUGAAUACUUUUGGCCUUUAACUUGCCUUUUAAGCUUUCUUUUAAUCUCAGGGCUUCCGUUUUACUGUGAAUCUAUCAUUGUAAAGUGUUUUUCUUAAUUGAAUUUGUACUCUUGUCAAAAUGUUUUGUUCUGUAAAGUGACCAACAGUUUCAUAUUUUAAUCAAGCACUUCAAUAUUUUCAUCAAAUCUUAUCAACUAUAUAAAGGCAACAAAAGAGCAAACUUUUGCACACCUUUGUUAGACCUUCAUUGGGUAAAAGGGUUUACUCACGAUGAAGCUCUAAUUAACUAAAGUCUGCAGUGAGCAGGAAGACAGUGUGAAGGAGCUUUUUAAAAAUUGUUCAUCUUGUAAAAGAUGCCAUUGCUGAGCUUUACUGUGCCUUUGUUAUGUAA